Molecule: messenger RNA, 605 nt
Organism: Pseudovirgaria hyperparasitica
Lineage: Eukaryota; Fungi; Ascomycota; Dothideomycetes; Acrospermales; Acrospermaceae
Exons: 3
Coding region: 194-541 (115 amino acids)
Biological process (GO): mRNA splicing, via spliceosome
Cellular component (GO): U4/U6 x U5 tri-snRNP complex; U6 snRNP; Lsm1-7-Pat1 complex
Molecular function (GO): RNA binding
Source: RefSeq, a predicted model, not a curated record
UGACAGUUUUGGGUGUUUUUCAAUCUAUAAAGGACGUUUCUCGAUCGAACGCGAUCCCAGGUGUCACAGCAUCACGUGAACCACACGCUAGGGCUGUUGAUACUUUCCACAUCUAACCAUCCGGGGUCCGGGGAAAUCAUCAACAACUUGUACCAGUCCACAUUCGCCACAGAUACGUCUCACAGCGGUUAAGAUGGCGUCUCAACUACUUCCUCUCGAGCUGAUCGACAAAUGUGUCGGAAGUGUGAUUCACGUGGUGAUGAAGGGCGAGAAGGAGUUCAGCGGCAUGUUGUUAGGGUUUGACGACUAUGUCAAAAAAAAAUCAUCCGACUACCCCGCUAACAAACGGCUCGUUAGCGACAUGGCAAGCGGCGAACAGACGAAGAUGUCGAAGAUUCUGCUGAAUGGCAAUAACGUUUGCAUGGUCGGUCGUCUUUGGAGAUCCCCACGUAGUUGGCUAACGACACUAACGAAAUGUUCUUUCUCACAGCUCAUUCCAGGAGGCGGGCCAGGCCCCGAGGAACCGAGUGCGUCGAACUAAUCAAAAGGGCAAGCACUCGGAAGGACUGGCGAUAAUCGAAUUCGUGACUUGAGUUCUGGACCUU